UGUACGUAGCCAAGUCUCUAUUGGCAAGCAUCGCACAUUGUAGGCUAAAGCAAUGGCUAAACUCAUUUGUAAGAUACAUUUACAAUAGCCGACAUGCAGCCCACGAUGUCGGUUCAACACCCCGAAGAAGAAGGCGCCCUUGAAGAAAGGAACGGAUUCUUUAUUGAACCAGAAUACACAUGGGAUGAGGGGCAGGACAAUGUAGACCAUCACAGACUUAUUUUACAAAAAGCAGAUGCACUUGCUUCAGAAAACAAUCUCAAAGAAGCUCUCGAUAUGUUCUCAAUGGCUUUGAGAUACGGUUCUGUUCGCCCAGAGCAGUUGAGUACUUUAGUGGAUUGUGUACUGCGCAACUUCAAGAAAAAACUGGCAAAAGACGAGGCGCCUUCGGAACGAGCGCUCGAUGUUAAAGACAACGCCAGCGAGGAAGAUAUUUUUGACUGUCCGAAUUGUCAUAGAUUUUUUGGAGAGCCAGUUACUAUCCGCUGUGGACAUACGUAUUGUAAAAGAUGUUUACAACAUAAUUUAUUCUUAAAAUGCAAGCGGUGUAGCGAACCGAUAGCACUUGGAGGUAGGCCAAUGGUGCUGAAAACGAAUGUGAUUCUAUUUGGACUUUUGGAAAAGUGGUUUCCGAACGAAACGAAAAGGUCUAGAACUAUUUGUGAAAUUGAAAACUUGUCAACAAGCAGCGAUUUCGAGGGGGCCAUAUCGCUAGCGACAGAUUUGAUUGAAUCAGAUCCUGUGGAUGAGGCGGUGCGGUGGUUGCGGGUGGAAGCCUACAACAGGCUCCGGCAGUACCAGCUGGCCCUGGAAGAUGCCGAACUCUGUCUUAGCUUGAACCACUCUGCAGAGGGUCUCUACUGGAAAGCCAAGGUGCUCCAGGAAAUGGGCGAGACGGACGACUCACUGCAGGUGUUCCUUCACUGUCUGGCCGUGAACGAGGACUUCAUCCUGGCCAAACGGGAGGUGGAAAUGAUACUGCACGACCUGCUGUCUCCAUCCGGUGAGAACCUGAAAGUGGGCCUGAGGGAAACGGCGCACAUCACCUCACCACACCUACGCAGUAAAAUGCCAGCAACAGACUCCCAGGCCAAAGCCCGGCAUCCCGCCCUGAACCAGGCCCAUGCACGCAUCGCCUCGCCCCAUCCUGCCAAGGACACCCAGCACGCGAAUUCGGGUGGUUCUGAGAAUCUGGAGCAUUCGGGACUCAGCCGCACCCGCUCGCUGCGAGGGAACGGAGUGGACCGAGGUCUGGCUGUUGUGUCGGAGGGUCUGAAACGUGUGUGUUCCGCGCCCCAACUGGGGGACCAGGAGAAAGGCACGCUGCUGAAGAGAAAGCUGUCGACAUCCGAGGGCGGACCGCACGUCGUCUACAGCCAUGGGAGCAAGCACAAGAAACAAGGAGCAGCAGGUGGUUGGGUGAGACGCGGGCCCUCGGCCCGGGGCCACAGAGAGGUUCCCAGGGAUCUGCUGGACCCCAACGACCUGGAAUGUUCCCUCUGCAUGAGGUUGUUCUACGAGCCGGUGACGACGCCGUGCGGCCACGCCUUCUGUAAGAGCUGCUUGGAGCGCUGUCUCGACCACACGCCCCAGUGCCCUCUCUGCAAGGAGAGCCUCAAAGAGUAUCUAGCAACCCGGAAGUACAUGGUGACCUCUGUGCUGGACAGAGUGAUAAAGCAGUACCUGUCUAAAGAGCAUUUGGAGCGACAACUGGAGGAGACCCAAGAGCUCUCAGAUCUGAUGAAGAACGUGCCCAUCUUCGUGUGUACCAUGGCCUACCCGACCGUGCCUUGCCCCCUGCACGUCUUCGAGCCGCGCUACCGCCUCAUGAUCCGCCGCUGCAUGGAGACGGGCAUGCGCCAGUUCGGGAUGUGUAUCAACGACGCCCAGAAAGGGUUUGUGGACUACGGCUGCAUGCUGAUCAUCCGGAGCGUCCACUUCCUCCCAGACGGGCGUUCCGUGGUGGACACCAUCGGGGGGAAGAGGUUCCGGGUGCUAACCCGCGGAAUGAGGGACGGCUACUCCAUCGCCGACAUCGAGUAUCUGGAGGAUACCAGGGUGAGAGACGGCCAGGAGCUGACCCAGCUGGAGCAGCUUCACGACGCCGUGUACGAGCAGGCGCGCACCUGGUUCCAGAACCUCAAGAACCGCUUCCGCAAUCAGAUCCUGCAGCAUUUUGGCCCCAUGCCCGAGAGAGAGCCUGACAUCCAGGCGACUGCCGACGGGCCGGCAUGCUGCUGGUGGCUCUUGGCCGUGCUGCCCAUCGACCCCCGCUACCAGCUGUCAGUGCUCUCCAUGACCUCGCUCCGGGAGCGCCUGGUCAAGAUCCAGCACAUCCUCUCCUACCUGCAGAGCAUCCCCAGCGAGUAGAAGUCAAGCUUCCAACCCAGAGAUGGCUCAAGGACCUAACCGAGGGGGAAAACUUUGUUCGAAGCCUGGACAUCGCAUUUUUUUUUCUUUUUUCUUUUUAUGUAAUCAAGGAAAACACUGAUGGAUGAUCCAGACCAGUAACCCGGUUACAGGAUGGAUUCGCGGAUUAACCGCGUUGAAACUGAACACUGAGAACGCUUCAACGGCGCCCGCUCCAGAACGCGCACCACACUGGCGCUGACACAGGGCUGAGAUCUCCUACCGCCUUCGGUGUCCACCCGGCGAUACCGACUACCUCCUCCCCGUGAUCCAGAACCUUCCCGCCCUGGCCUCCUGCGACCCGGUAGACCUGACCAGGCUCCCCACUGUUGCCGAGAGACCAAUGAUCCGUUUGUUAUUUAUCCACGUGAGAUGUCUCUGCGUGACACCUGGAUUGGGGAAACCUCAACUAGACCUCUGGCCGAGAAGCGCACAACACCCCCACACACACAAGCGAUAAUGCCAAGCCGCAAGGUCACUGCUGCACACUCCAGUUAGGCUACAUCUGCGAGAAGCUAGCGAGAGAGAUUCUGAGAUUGUGUUUUUUUUU
Messenger RNA from Esox lucius (northern pike), 2959 nucleotides. RefSeq names its product LON peptidase N-terminal domain and ring finger 1, like (gene lonrf1). Bases 94 to 2370 code for a protein of 758 amino acids. Lineage: Eukaryota; Metazoa; Chordata; Actinopteri; Esociformes; Esocidae. Gene Ontology annotation, molecular function: protein binding. The transcript is spliced from 11 exons. The record is from RefSeq and is a predicted model, not a curated record.